GUGGUGGUAGUAGUAGUGAGCUACGCUGCCUGACGCAGCUGCCUAAAAACCAUAGAACCGGCCUUAAACAGAAGUUAGGACCCUGUUGGGGUUCAUCCUGAAGUUAGGACAUGUUUAAGGAGGUUUACUCUAGUCAGGAUGUGUGUGUGAUGCUGUUUUCUGAUCUGGAGUUAAUGAUGAGUUUAUGAAGGUAGGAGCUGUUAUUCUGGAAUAGAUACUGAACUAAAUUCAGGCCGUACUGAAGUCGUCAUGGUGACUAAGCAGAUAAAAUUUCAGACUUAAGAAAAUCAUACACACAUACCAGGGCACACAAACAUCGUCAUUCAGAAGCCAUUUGAGUGUAAAAAUCACAGUUUGCAUAAAGAGAGAGUAACCGUCAGUCCAUGCUGAUCACAGGGGCGAGCAGAGGACUGGGCCUGCAGAUGGCCAAACAACUGGUCAGCAGUGCAGAGAGACCUAAAAAGAUCAUAGCAACUGUGAGGAACCUGGAUGGAGCUCGGGAGCUGCAAGCGACUCGCAAGCUCCCAUCCAGACUUUCACAUCGUGGCUUUAGGUCAGUGAUAAUAUUUCACUCUCCACAUUUACUGAGUAACGUGAGCUGCACUGAAAGAGCCCAUCACUGCAGCAAUGAUCUUUCGUCACGUGAAAUUAUCUUAAAUCUGAUCACAGAACCCUCUCAGCAGUCCAUCAGAAGGAGAACUCUUUUCUCCUUCAUCACCAGGACGUUCCACAAGCAUGGUGGGAUCCGGAUCGAUAGUGACCUCAACACAGUGACCAGAGACGCUAUGAUGAAGACCUUUGAGAGCAACACGGUCACUCCACUGUUCAUUACGAAGGCGUUCCUGCCGCUGUUGAAGACCGCCGCAGCGGCCGGCCAAGGCAGUGGAAUGGGGGUUCACCGCUCAGCUGUGGUCAACAUCUCCUCUCUCCUGGGCUCCAUCCAGCUCAACUGGGGCGAGGGAGCCAACUUUAAAACCUACGCUUACAGGGUCUCUAAGCUCUAA
This is a messenger RNA of Pygocentrus nattereri (red-bellied piranha), 1004 nucleotides long. RefSeq names its product (-)-isopiperitenone reductase-like. The record is from RefSeq and is a predicted model, not a curated record. Bases 384 to 1004 code for a protein of 206 amino acids. The transcript is spliced from 6 exons. NCBI's taxonomy places the organism in Eukaryota, Metazoa, Chordata, Actinopteri, Characiformes, Serrasalmidae.